UUAUAGUGCGAAUGGCAGAAAGCUUCUAGCUCUCCAGUUUCUACUUUCUCCAAUGGCCAAACGCAUGAUUUCACGUUCCCUUCUUUCUUCCGUCAAAAGCUCUUACCCCCAAAAUUUUCCCUCACUUUUUCACCAUCCAAUCACCACUAAAAUCUCAUCUCUUAAACCCCUUUCGGUUUUCUCCUCAUUUUCCAGCUACCAUCAACCAACCCACACCACUUCCCCUCCUCUUUUCAAACUAACCCACAAAGACUGGCUCUCCCCGACCGAAAUCCUCAAAAUCUUUGACAACCUUAAAGAUCCAAACUCUCUCAUUUCAGUCCUAGCCCAAUACUCAGCUCGCAAGGAUUAUAAACCAACUGAACCUCUCUUCACUUUGCUCAUCAACAAGCUCGCAUAUGCCCAGGAUUUUGAUUCCAUUGAAAAUAUAAUGGAAAAACUCAAACGUGAAAAGGCCUGUCGUUUAUCAGAUGAAUUCUUCCAGAAUGUGAUUAAAAAGUAUGGGCAUAUCGGAGGUCGAAUCAAAAGGGCAAUCGAGAUCCUUUUUAGCAUGCCAGAAUAUGGGACUUGGCCUAGUGUUAAAAUCUUCAAUAUCGUAUUGAGCUUACUCGUAUCGAACAAACUAUUUGAUGUUGUUCACGAGGUUUAUGGGAAAGCUCCCAAAUUGGGUGUUGAAAUCGAAGCUUGUACUCUGAAUAUUCUCAUUAAAGGGUUGUGUGAAAAUGGGAAAUUAGAGUUUGCAUUCCAACUGCUCGAUGAAUUUCCUAAACAAAGGUGUAAGCCUAAUGUUAGAACUUAUUCUACUUUAAUGCACGGGUUGUGCGAUAAGGGAAAGGUUGAUGAAGCUUUUGAGUUGAUGGGGAGGAUGGAAACGGAAGGAAUCGAUGCUGAUGCUGUUAGCUUUAAUAUCUUGAUUUCAGGUCUUAGGAAACAAGGUAGGAUUGAUGAAGGUGUGAAGCUGUUGGAAAUUAUGAAAAAGAAAGGGUGUUAUCCCAAUGCAGGGUCUUAUCAAGAGGUGUUGUAUGGUUUGCUUGAUGCUGCGAGGUUUAUGGAAGCAAAGGAGAUUAUGGGGAAAAUGGUUUUCGAGAGGGUUAAUCCUAGUUUUGAUUCAUACAAGAAGUUGAUUCAUGGUUUUUGUAAGGGGAAGAUGGUAAAGGAAGUUGAUUGGGCUUUGAAACAAAUGGUACGCCAUGGUUUUGUUCCGAAAAUGGGAAUGUGGAUUCAGAUUGUUGACUGUGUUUUUGCAAGGAAUAAGAACAACACUUGUGAUUGCAGUUUACUUGGUGAAAUCAUCAAUAGCUAGCAGCAAUGCGAUGUUAAAUCAGUUAUCUUGCGGGUUCAGCUUAUGUUACUUGAGCACGGAUAUGAGUAUAGGAUAAGAAUGUCAUAUCUCCACACCAGUACAUGAAUAUGUGUUGAAUAUAAGUGUCAGAUACAGUUUUACUUCAAGAAAAAUUAAGAAAAUUGAUUUGGCUUCGAAACAAAUGGUACACCAUGCAUUUGUUCCUAAAAUGGGGAUAUGGAUUCAGAUUGUUGGCUGUGUUUUUGCAGGUAAUAAGAACAACACUUGUGAUUGCAGUUUACUUGAAGUCGUCAAAAGCUAGCAGCAGUGAUAUAAAUAGCAAUAGCAACUUCACCCUGUUGCCAUCCGUAUGUAAACCAGAGACUGAAGAUCAGAUACGUCCACAAUGAUGAAUGCUGGUGAAGUGAUGCAUAAUUUCAACAGAAUAGAGGAAGAAAGAAAAAGAGAGAAGAGAAAGAGAAUCGAGGAAGAAGAAAGAAUUGAUUUCCUUCACAAAAUGGCAUAUCUGCUCAUUUCCCAUGCCAGUUUCUAUUAUGGCUAAGAAUUGGCAGUUACAAAGUCUGUUAUAGGGCUGUUCCUUGAGCAGUUGUAACAAACUGUCAAUAUGCACCGUUUUCAUUCAACAUCAAACUUAGUUUCAUUAAACCCUCAGCCCUAAAACACAGCGUUCAACUAACUUUAGCUAACAUUUUUAUUUCAUAACAUGAAACUACUCAUAAUCAACUCAUGGAUCGACCACCAUCGACUCGUGGUCUUCCCAUCAUCUUCAUGGUGGACCACUUACUCCUUGAGGAUGACGAGGUCUCACAAUCUCUCUCUCUUAAUAUAAAAAGCAGCCAAAAAACAAGAAAAUCAUUUAAAAACGAAGAAAAAGAUAAUAGCAGAACUUGAUGCACUUUUAACGCAAGCUGUUACCCAAUAUUUAGAGGUUCUCAAGAGGUUGAUGAAUUCCCGUUUGGCGCAACAUGGCAGACUUGGACCUAUGUAUCUCAACAUUGAAAGACAAGUAUCAUUUCGGAUGUUUCCUAGUGGUGCUAGAUUCAAUGUCUUAGGAUUUUCCUCUGAAAAUGGACUCAAUAAUGCAGCCAUGAUGGGCUAUGCCUUUGAUCCAAAUAAAAAUUAUGUUUUCGUGAUCGGGAAGUUGUCUGGUGGUGAACUUUGUUGUGUCAUCACUGAAAAUCUUGCAGAUGAUGAAGAUCCUAGGAUGCGUGCUGAAGCCAUUGCAGAAAGGAUUUGUCAAGUGCUUGAACGUAAUUGGAAUAUCUAAUUUGUUCACCUUGUUUGCUCAACAGCUAACAUUUUUUCUCCUUGAUUACCCAAAAUAGUCAUACUAACAAAUGUGGCUGUGAUUUUGUAUGGUAGUUUGCAACAUUCAUAUCUUAGCUACUGAGAUUUUAUCACACCUUGAACUACAAAUAGUUAGCUGUUAUUCGCUCGUAUCCUAAUCCGAAUAAGAUAUUGAAUUUUAUAAAUAUUUAACGUUGGGUAUUAA
Gossypium raimondii (Peruvian cotton) is the source of this 2795-nucleotide messenger RNA. Its product is annotated as pentatricopeptide repeat-containing protein At3g14580, mitochondrial. NCBI's taxonomy places the organism in Eukaryota, Viridiplantae, Streptophyta, Magnoliopsida, Malvales, Malvaceae. Gene Ontology annotation, molecular function: protein binding. The transcript has 7 exons. The record is from RefSeq and is a predicted model, not a curated record. Bases 53 to 1303 code for a protein of 416 amino acids.